This is a messenger RNA of Ruditapes philippinarum (Manila clam), 2921 nucleotides long. Its product is annotated as squamous cell carcinoma antigen recognized by T-cells 3-like. The transcript is spliced from 21 exons. The record is from RefSeq and is a predicted model, not a curated record. Gene Ontology annotation, biological process: RNA processing. The coding region runs from base 130 to 2850 and encodes 906 amino acids. Gene Ontology annotation, molecular function: RNA binding; protein binding. Lineage: Eukaryota; Metazoa; Mollusca; Bivalvia; Venerida; Veneridae.
UAAAGUAUCGUAUAUUUAUCUGUUUUACAGUUGAAUGAGAAUCCAUAUUUAUAUGACAAUCAUAUAGAGCUGAUAAAGAAUUUGAGAGAACUGGGAGAUCUGGAUAAAUUACGUGCUGCCAGAGAGAAGAUGAGUGAUAUAUUUCCAUUGACUGAAGAACUAUGGCUUGAAUGGUUACAAGAUGAAAUUGGACUUGUAUCUGAUGAUGCUGGUAGAGAAGAAGUAAUAAAGCUGUUUGAAAAGAGUGUCAAAGAUUACCUGUCUGUACCACUCUGGCUUGAAUAUGUUCAGUUCUCUAUUGGUGGUAUGGGAGAAGAAGAUGGUGUAACCAGAGUCAGGGAAGUGUUUGAUAAAGCACUUACAGCUUGCGGACUUCAUGUAACCAAGGGAGACAACCUAUGGGAGGCGUACAGAGAGUUUGAGAAUGCUAUCCUAGCUGGCUUGUUGCCUGCGCCAGGCAGUGUACCUACCAAGGAGCAGGAGGAUAAAUUCACUGAGCAACAUGACAGAGUUCAGUCCCUUUUCAAAAGACAUCUGACUGUACCUUUACAGAAUUUGGAGGAAACAUUUGAGGAGUAUAAAGACUGGAUACAGGAGGAUCCUGACAAAUUUACCAAACAACAAUAUAAUAAAGCCCUGAUUAAACUAGAGAAAGUGAAACCUUAUGAAGCAAAACUGGCAUCAGCAGAUCCCCCGAGACUGGAAGAAUAUCAGGACUAUAUAAAGUAUGAGGAGAAAGAAGGAGAUCCAGCCAGGAUACAGUGUCUAUAUGAGAGAGCUAUACAAGAAAACUGUCUCAACUCAACUAUUUGGUUACAGUACACUAAAUAUCUUGAUCAUACAUUGAGAGUGCCACUUAUUAGUACAAAUGUUUACGAGAGAAGCGUUAGAAAUUGUCCUUGGUGUGUACAGCUCUGGCAGAAUUAUAUUCUCACGCUUGAAAGGUCAGAGCAAACAUAUGAAAAGGUGAAAGGUGUAUUUGAGGCGGCUAUAAUAUCAGGAUUUUCACAAGGCAGUGAAGUGUUAGCUUUAUGGACAACAUUUGUAGACUAUUUAAGGAGGAGAAUAAAAUGGGAUGAAGAGCAUGGAGAAGAAUUGGAAACGUUCAGACUAUCAAUGGAAAAAGCUGUUGAACAGUGUGAUUAUUAUGGGUCAGAAGGAGAUCCAAAUGGUACUUUACGACAGUUCUGGGCCAUUAUUGAAGCUAAGUUUUGUAAAAACCUUGAGAAGGGGCGAGAGUUAUGGGCAGAGAUAAUGGCUACAGGGCGAGCAAACGAGGCAGCUCUGUGGAUGGAAUACUUCAGAUUUGAAAGGACAUAUGGGGACAACAAACACUGUCGAAAAGUAUUACAAAGGGCACUUAACUCUGUCACAGAUUGGCCUGAAUCAAUAGUGGAUGCUUAUAUAAACUUUGAGAGAUUAGAAGGAAACUUGGAGCAGUAUGAACAGGCUAUUAGUAAAUGUGAGGCACAAAUGGAGAGAAUUAAUGAAAGAAGAGAAAAGACCCAGCAAGCUGAAUCAAGUCAACACGAACAAAAGAAGAAAUUUGACAAGAAAGGUCAGCAAAAGUUUAAAGGCAAACAGAAACCUGGAAAGUUUCAGCAGAAACAACAAUCUUAUCCUAAACAACAACAACAACAGCAGCAACAACAACAAAUAAGUGAUAUAAAACCUUACAAAAGAAAGAAUCAAUUGGUUAAAGAGGAGGCUAUGGAUACAUCAGAAGAUGGCUUUAAAAUUCCUGAGCCAAUGUCUGCAAAAGUUACCAAGUCUUCAGCCCCUCCUCCAGGGUUUAAAGGAGAAAAAUCAGCCCCACCCCCAGGGUUUAAAGGAGAAAAAUCAGCCCCACCCCCAGGGUUUAAAGAAGAAAAAUCUGCCCCUCCCCCAGGAUUUAAAGAAGAAAAAUCUGCCCCUCCCCCAGGGUUUAAAGAUCAGUCGACUCCGCCCCAAGGAUCUAAGCGACCAAAUGAAGAAGACGAUACUUCUCCUGCUAAGAGAAUAAAAACAGAAUUAGAGAGCAGUGAUAUUUCUCCUGUAGAUAACAGUAAAGAUAACAGGACUAUAUUCCUAAGUAAUUUAUCCUUCGAUGUGGACGAGGACCAAAUCAAGAAGUUCUUUGAUAAGUGUGGAGCAAUAGAAGAAAUUAGAUUAAUAAAAAACUUUAAGGGCAGAUCAAAGGGUUUUGCAUAUAUAGAAUUUUCUGACCAGCUGGCAGUUAGUAAUGCUUUAACAUAUGACAGGACACCAAUGGAAGGUCGACCUAUGUAUGUGUCAAAGUUCAAGGCCAAAGGUGAACCAACAAAGCAAGAAUUUAAGUAUGCUACAGAACUGGAGAAAAACAAGUUAUUUAUCAAAAAUCUACCAUUCGCAUGUACAGAGGAGGCAUUGAUGACACUCUUUUCACAGCAUGGAGAAGUGAAAAAUGUCCGUCUUGUAACUUAUAGAAGUGGAGCACCCAAAGGACUUGCAUAUGUUGAGUUUGUAGAUGAGCAAAAUGCAGCUGCAGCUGUGAUGAAGACUGAUGGAAUCAAAAUAGGAGAACAUGAGAUCUCUGUUGCUAUUAGCAACCCUCCAGUGAGAAGAGCUCCAUUCACACAGAGGGAGGAGUCUUCUUUUAUUCCCUCCCUUGGUGGGGGAAAGAAAGAGAGCCAGAGCCGCCAUGCAAGGACGCAAGUAAUGUUGAUGCCAAGGUCAGUAACGAAGAAACAAUCUCAAACAAAAUCUGCAAACUCUUCAUCUACAUUGAUAAAAAAUGAAAGCUCUUCAGAGACACUGAAUGAAUCUAAAAAUAACCCAAAGACUUCUGGAAUGAGUAAUAGUGAUUUUAGAAGUAUGUUGCUUAAGAAGUGAAUUACAGACAGGAAGUUCUGUGGAAAAAAAAACAUAUAUUUGCCAAGUAAAGGUGAUAUUCAUUUAUAAAA